Phyllopteryx taeniolatus (common seadragon) is the source of this 978-nucleotide messenger RNA. RefSeq names its product ribonuclease T2, like (gene rnaset2l). The transcript is spliced from 9 exons. Gene Ontology annotation, cellular component: extracellular region. Lineage: Eukaryota; Metazoa; Chordata; Actinopteri; Syngnathiformes; Syngnathidae. The record is from RefSeq and is a predicted model, not a curated record. Bases 121 to 894 code for a protein of 257 amino acids. Gene Ontology annotation, biological process: RNA catabolic process. Gene Ontology annotation, molecular function: ribonuclease T2 activity; RNA binding.
UUGGCGGCCGAGCCAAUCUGCCGAUUGGAUGCAGAUGGCGCGCCUCACUUCCUGUUUUGUCUGCGUUCCAACAACAACAAAAAAGAACAAAGAAAAGGAAAGCAGAAAGGGCUCUCGAAGAUGGCUCCCUGGCCGCUGCCCCUGCUGGCCUGCGCCGGCGCCGCGGCUCUGCUGUGCGGCGCGCCCGCCGCGUACGGGCGCGACGGCACCGACAAGACGUUUUGCUCGUGGACGUGCGUCGUCUUCACGCUGCAGUGGCCCGCCGGCUUCUGCCAGUCUUUGAACAACGUUUCCCUCUGCACCAUUCCCGAGCGCGUGAACGGCUGGAUGAUCCACGGCCUGUGGCCAAUGAAGGCGCAGCGGUGCUGCAACUGCUGGCCCAUGUUCCCGUCCGACGUCCAGGAGCUGCGAGAGGCGCUGGAGGAAAGGUGGCCGUCUUUGUUGACCAGUCGAUCCACCUUCCACUUCUGGAAGGACGAGUGGGAGAAACACGGCGUGUGUGCGGCAUGCGUGGAAGGUCUGAACUCUCCGCUCAGAUAUUUCCAGACGUGCCUGAAACUGAGACAACGCUUCGACCUGGACAAAGCGCUGGACGCCGCUGGCAUCAGGCCAUCCUGCCAACGACCUUACAAGCUGGCCGAGGUGCUGGACGCGCUGCUUCCGCUCGUCGGCGACAGGUCUGAGAUUCAGUGCGUCAAAGACCACAAGGAGCGUGAGGUUUGGUUUCAGGUGAAGGUCCGUCUGUCUCGCAACCUUACCCUCGGCUGCGAUCACCACGGCGACGCCGACGACGUCUGGGAGCGAGGCGCCUCCAAAGGUCACCCCUGCCCGGCCCAGGGGAGCUUCUACUUCUUCCCCAUCAACCACCAGCGCCCGAUGCAACCCUGCGGGUGACGCUCCGACGUCUCCGCUUCGACUUCUCCGCUUUGGCGUCUCCGCUACGAUGUCAAAAUAAAAGAGUUAAAAACAUGCGUGGGU